GAAAAAUCUACUUCUCCCAGAAUAUCCAUUCUCUCCCUACUUCACUUGUUCUCUGUGACGUUCAGGUCAGUCAAUGAGCCUUUUUCAUUUUAUCCUUGCUCGUUUUAGACCCGUCGAUUGUUUUUCCCACCCUUCAGUACCUACUGUUCUGUCAAUCUCGCUUCUGCGCCCAACAGUGAAUACGCCAGCCCCCGUUCGGCGAAAUCAUCCGCCCCAAUUCCAUACUGAAGUUCGCGCCAUGGACACCUCGGAGCAAUUGAUCCAGUACGCUGGCACGGACUUCAGAGCUGUAAAAGAAGGAAAGGCGUAUAUUUUGAACCCUCCCUCUCAAGACGCUGCCUCCAAGGCCACGAGGAAGGAUCUCAAGGCUGACGAUGAAUCUCAAUCCGUUUUCUACAACCCUAUUCAGCAAUUUAACCGAGACCUUAGCGUUCUUGCAAUCCGGGCCUUUGGGGAGCAUGUUUUAAAUGUGAAGAAACAGAAGGCGGAAAAGCGAAGGCAGAGGCUAGCAGAAAGUGGUGGGACAAAGAGUAAAAAGCGCAAGCGAGAGGACGAAGCCAACCAGCCAAAGGACCAAAGCGAACAGACAACUGAGCCCGCCGCUGCAGCAGUUCCCGACUUGCCUUCGGAAGAGAUCAUUGCGCCGUCAUUCACAAUCCUAGAUGCUCUUUCUGCUACAGGCUUGCGUGCGCUACGUUAUGCCUUGGAGAUCCCAUUUGCUUCCUACGUUGUUGCAAACGACCUUUCAGAAUCUGCUAUUCGAUCAAUGAAGACAAAUAUCGAAUACAACAAACUCGAAGACCGUAUCCACCCCAACUUAGGAGAUGCACGCGUCUUCAUGUACAGCCUUUUGGAGCAAGAUAAGAGUCAGGACGUGGUGCCCCAUUCCGGCAAAUUCGAUGUCAUUGAUUUGGAUCCAUAUGGCACUGCUUCACCUUUCAUGGACGCUGCGGUCCAGGCAGUAAAGGAUGGAGGCCUUCUUUGUGUGACUUGUACUGAUGCAGGAGUGUGGGCUUCGCAUGGGUAUCCUGAGAAGGCUUUCGCCUUGUAUGGUGGCGUCCCGGUCAAAGGACCGCAUUGCCACGAAGGGGGACUGCGCUUGAUCCUACAUUCGCUUGCCAUGUCUGCCGCCAGAUAUGGACUUGCAAUUGAGCCCCUAUUAUCUCUAUCAAUCGAUUUCUAUGCGCGAGUCUUUGUCCGGGUUCAUCGCUCCCCUGCCCAGGUUAAGUUUGUUUCUGGAAAUAUGAUGACGGUCUUCAAUUGCGACGAGGGCUGCGGGGCAUGGUCAACCCAGCCUCUGACGCAGACCAAGCAGAAGCUUGACAAAACAGGAAAGCCUUUUCCUCAUUUUGGCUUUGCGCAGGGUCCAACUUCAAACUCCCGUUGCGAACAUUGCGGUUCGAAGAUGCAUGUAGGGGGCCCAAUGUGGGCCGGUCCACUUCACAAUCCACAUUUCAUUCAGAAUAUCCUUGAUAUGCUUCCUAAGCUACACCGAGAUGUUUAUCAAACUGUUGAUAGAAUUGAGGGCAUGUUAACAACGGCACUCGAGGAAGAUUUGAACUUCGACAUUGGCCACGCCAACACAUCACAGAAGCCUACCGAUGCACCGGCGGCAGGGGCCGAAACUGCUGCCAUUAUUCCACGGGUUGACCCCGCCUUGAGUGACAAAACCCCAUUCUACUUUAGCUUGAGUGCGAUAUCGAAGGUUCUUCGUACUGCUACCAUUUCCAUCGAUGCGAUGCGCGGGGCUCUUCGACAUUUGGGCUACCGAGCCACUCGCACCCAUGCGAAACCAAACACAAUUCGGACUGACGCACCCUGGGAUGUGAUUUGGGAGAUUAUGCGGGAAUGGGUCAGACAGAAGUCUCCGAUCAGGGAGGGCGCUCUCAGACCCGGAAGUCCUGGGGCUGUGAUCAUGUCGAAAUGCCGAAAGGUUCCCACAGAUGGCGACAGCGAUCAGCAACUGCUAAAGUCGUUGAAGAAGGAGCUUCAGUUGGUAAUGGAGCAAGAGCACAAUAUUACGGAUGUAGUUAGCAGGCUUGAAGCUGCUUUGACACGGGCCGGUGCCCAUCGAGCGUCAGGAACUACAUCGGUACGCGAUACACAGAACAAUGACCAUCACGAUUCCAGAACGUCUAUUUCUGGACAAGGGGCCCGAGUCAAAGCCGCAGCUAGACCUCAUCCUAGCACUUUGGAAGUGGUUUUUGAUGAGAGUUUAGGGAAGGAGCUUUCAGCGAGAAAGCGUCUUGUUCGAUAUCAGCUUAACCCUCGGGAAAACUGGGGUCCCUUGAGUAGAGCAUCUGGUAGAGGGUAGGUAACACCGUUGGUUCUGGCCCCCUCUUUUCGCAUGGUCAUUAGGCAAUACGUUAUUAUAUGAUAGUGAACUUCUUCACUCUGAACAACAUCUGCACCAUGAGUUAGGCCUAUCUUUUAUAGGAGAGGGGCUAUUGAUAAAUCCUU
Messenger RNA from Aspergillus brunneoviolaceus CBS 621.78, 2460 nucleotides. RefSeq names its product tRNA (guanine26-N2)-dimethyltransferase. The transcript has a single exon. Gene Ontology annotation, biological process: tRNA N2-guanine methylation. Lineage: Eukaryota; Fungi; Ascomycota; Eurotiomycetes; Eurotiales; Aspergillaceae. The record is from RefSeq and is a predicted model, not a curated record. Gene Ontology annotation, molecular function: RNA binding. Gene Ontology annotation, cellular component: nucleus. Bases 239 to 2314 code for a protein of 691 amino acids.